Messenger RNA from Paramecium sonneborni, 3707 nucleotides. NCBI's taxonomy places the organism in Eukaryota, Ciliophora, Oligohymenophorea, Peniculida, Parameciidae. The record is from the annotation of a GenBank genome assembly.
AUGAUUAAAUAUUUAUAGAGAUCUCUCUUUAGAAUUAGUGAAGAGUAUGAAUUAUUCAAAUGUAAAUAAAUAUUCAAGAUACAAGUUGAAUAAUUUAAAAAGGCUCUGAAUAAAGGUAUUGAUAAUUGAUUAAUAUUGAAUAGCUAUCUAAUUGUAAAAAUAAAUUGAUUAGAAUACUUAAGCAGCAUAGAAUAUGUAAAAUCAUGCCUUCUUUACAUCGAAUGUACCUGCUAAAACUAUAUUGGCUGCAUUUCUAUAGAAAAGAGAAUAUUCAAAUGAAGAUAUUGUUGGAUAAACAUUUAUAUAAUUGGGACAUGCUUUAAAAGCAAGAGGAGAUAGAUCUUAUUUUGAUCAUAAAACUAUUGAAACAUCUAUGGGUUUUGAUGUACUUAUGAGAGAUUUAUUAAAAUUGAAUGAUUAUAGAGUAUUAGCAUAGGCAAUUCAUGGAUUAGCUUUAACAGGUGUAAACACUAAUCAUAGUAAUGAAAUAGUUGAUAAAGUAUUUGAUUAAUUAGAGAGUAAAGAAUUAAAUACAGAAGAAAGAUAAUUAAUUGAAGCAUUCUUAUUAGAUAUCUUUGAAUAAUAACCAGAAGUACCUGUUGAUAAUAUUGUUUAUUAAGUGGAGAAGCUUAUUGAAGAAACAUAAACAGAUAUCUAUAGAGUUUUGGAAGCAGUUGUUGAAAUCAGAAGAAUUUAUAUCAAAUUACUAGAAAUCUAAAAAUAAGAUUUUGUUCAUAUUAAUACUAAUAUUAAAAUGAUUGAAUUAGAAGAAGCUUUAGUUUCUGCAGGUUUAUUACAUCCUGCUGAAAUUGAAAAAGAAGAUAUUUCAUUAUCAUUAGAAACAGCACUUACUUACAUUACAGGAAAAGAUCCAAACUUCUUGGCAUUCAUCAUAUCUAUAUUGGAAUUGCAAUUUGUUCAUAAAGAGGAAACUAAACCUAUUGAACCAAAAUUAUCUGAUUUUGGAGAUUUAAUGGUAGCUGUCUCUGAAUUCAAAGGACAUGAAAUUGCUUAAAGAUUAAAAGAAGCUUAACCUAAAUUAGUGCAUUCAGAUAAAUAUAAGUUAGCCAAAGCUUUUGCUAAUGCUGGUCUUAAUACUGAGAGUAAAGAGUAUUUAACUUAAGUUACAGAGGAAGAUCUUUUAAAUUCUAUUGAUUCAUUACAUCUCCAUUUAUAACUCAAUAAAAUUGAUAGGUAAUUUCCAUUACCUCAUAAUUUAACUAUACUCUCUUUAGAUGAACUUAUUGCUUAUGCAACAUAUUUAGCACUCUAAAAUCAAAAUUAUGUUUCAUUCAUUGAAGAACUUAGGUUUAGAGUACAAAAUCUUAAUACAAUUAGAGAUUUAACACAUAAAUAAUAAGAAAGAAUUGAGGCAUUAGAAAAUCAUUCGGGUUAAAAAUUGAUUUAUGAAGAAAAAGACAUUUAUCAUAGUGAAUUAUACAAAGCAAUCAAAGAUACCUUACCUAAAUCAGUUUAAUUAAUUGAAAUACAUGAUCUCAGUGUUAAUAAUGAAAUCAACGGUUAUGCUAAAUUAAGAGUUGGUUUGUCACCCUAUAUGACAUUAUAUGAUUUCUUAGGGAAGGACAAAGAACAAUUCAAACAGAAAUUAUAAUUAGCAUAUAAUCUAGAGAAUUCUGAUAUCAUUUUGUUUAAUAAAAUUAAAGAUAGAUUGGAUAAUGUAUCUGUAAACAAUUCUAAUAAUUAGGAACUCAAUUCAUAAACAAUUUUCGAUGUUUAAUGGUAAUAUUUAAAGAAAUAAGCAUUUAACUAUUUAAAUAAGAAUGAUAACUUAAAUAAAUUAAAAUUAAAAUAAACUUUAUUAGAUUUAUAGGAAAGAUUAAGAAUUGUUAAUCAACAUAAUGUAUUCUAAGAUUUAAUAGAUGAAAUCAAGGUUUAACCUAUAAACUUCCCUAAAUGGUAUGGUAUGAUUCCCUCAUAAUCAAUAUAUAAUCCUAAAUCUUCUAUGGAGGGAUUCAAAGCUAGUUUAAUUACUAAUAAAAUUUAUGAUCCUACCUACUGUCCAGAUUAAGAUUUGUUUAAAAGAUUAGAAUUAAAUGGAUUUAAUUCUGAUUUGAUUCCAGUACCACAUUCUUAAAAACUAAGAAAAUAAAUUGUAGUUCAAACAUAUUCUCUUGCUUGGAAGAAACAUUCAAUUAAAAAAACAGAUCAAGAGAUAGAACAACUUAAUUAAUUAUAUAGUUUUUUAUAAAAAGAUUAAAAAGAUUAUCUUCCUGAUUCAAGUGAUUUCUUUAUUGUCAAUCUAUUAAAUUUAAAUGCUGAAUUAAAAACUAAACCUUUACCUGAAAUUACUGAUUUUGUAUUUAAUAUUAAAAUAUGGGAUAAAUUAAUUGAGGAAAGAUUAUCAUCUAAAAAAUCAAUAAAACCUGCAGGUAUCUUUUUAUAAAGAGAUCCAGAAAUGUUAUUACAUGAAUAAAUCAAAUAAUAUAAUCCAUUUUUGUCAUCCCAAUAUUUGAGAUAAAAAUUGGAAGUUAAUAAAACUUUAGAUGAUCUUAUUAAAAUGAGGAAAGAGUUACUUAUGAAGUUAUAAGAAGAUAUUAAGAAUAAUGAGAUUAGUAGAUUGUAAGCUAAAAAAAUAGUACAUAAAAUAAACUUUAUUGUUGCUGAUAAGAUAUAAGAAAUCAAAGGUGAAUUAAGAAGAAAACAUGCUUCACCUUAUUACAAAUAAAAAACUAAUUAUAUUGACAUAUUAUUCAAUGAAACUGAUGUUGAGAAAUUAGAAGUUUAAUAAACACCUGAUAGAUAUCUUGAUGUUGAUUUAUUGUAUGGUAUUGAUCAAUUUGUUACAAGAAAGAGAUCAAGAGCAGAAGAGAAAUUAAUCACUUAUUAUUUGAUGUUCAAAUAAAUGGAUGGAAAGUAAUUAAAUAAUAAAGAAUUAUAAUUCUUAGAUUCUUUAAAUCUUUAUGAACCAAAUGUUUAAGUAACUCAAUUACGCAUUAAAGAUUUAUAAUUUGAUGAUCUUAUUCAUUCAGAUUUCAAAUAGUUUGGAGAAUAUAGUGCAAGUGAUCUCUUCCUAUAAUUAAGUUAAUUGUUUGAUGAUCAAUUAUUCUUAGACAUUUUAAAGAACAAAUAUUACAAGAAACAGGGAAUACAAUAUCAUUUCAGAAGAAGAGAUAAUUAAUUAUACUUACAAUAACAAGAAAAAUUAAUUUGGAUCCAAGAAUCUAAAUUACAAGAUGAAGAAUUAAAAGAUCUUAAAGAAAUGUUAUAAAUAGGCAAAGUCUCAGAUUAACAUGUUGAAUCCAUGAAUCAAACUGAUUAUCCAUUAUAAAAUAUUUAUAGUUGGAUUCAUGCUAAAUCUUCUGAAAAGUUUGACUUAUCACUUUUAAAUUAAAAUAAUUAAGAAUUAUGGAAUAACAUAUUUAAAUGUGCAUAUGAAAAUACAACUUAAUAAUAAUUACAUGAUGUAGUCAAUCUAUUGGUUGAAAGAUAUUACAUUUUGUAAUUCCAUCCUGUUACUUAUCUAAGAUAAUUAUUGAGAAUGAUCUUAACUCAUCCAAAUUUAUCUACCCUUGACAAAAAAGUAUCUUUAUUAAACCUAUUUUAGAAUCUUUAAUGCUUAAAGAAAACUGUUGGUUUCAAUUCUGAAGAUAUAUUCGCCAUUACCAAAUCAGAACCAACUGCUACUGUUCCAUCCUAUCUAAGUGAAAUGUGUUAUCCUUAUGGUGAAAAAUUAAGUAUAAUUUGAU